Telopea speciosissima is the source of this 1744-nucleotide messenger RNA. RefSeq names its product serine/arginine-rich splicing factor RS41-like. Gene Ontology annotation, cellular component: nuclear speck. The transcript is spliced from 6 exons. Bases 820 to 1452 code for a protein of 210 amino acids. NCBI's taxonomy places the organism in Eukaryota, Viridiplantae, Streptophyta, Magnoliopsida, Proteales, Proteaceae. Gene Ontology annotation, biological process: mRNA splicing, via spliceosome. Gene Ontology annotation, molecular function: RNA binding. The record is from RefSeq and is a predicted model, not a curated record.
UGACCAUUUGACAGUAUGUGGAUAUCAUAUGUUCCAACUCUUACAUGUACCACAUUGAACCAUAAUGCCCAUUUAGGGCAAUGCUCUUGUGAAAGUACAUAAUGGAACUUGAAUUCUCAAAUUUUAAAGAUAUCAAAUCUGAAAUGGCCUGAAAUAAAAGAAGAGUAGUGUAUGGUAAAAGCUUAUACUACAUAGUUUCAACGUGGCGGCAGCCGGGUCCUUCAGCAUAAGCCAAUUCUCCAAGGACGAAUCCACUCCCACAAAGGUGGCUGCAUCUAAGUCUGUUUCUGUGCUGGUUCCUCGCUUUUAUGGAUUCAACAAAUCAAGACAACAUGACAUGGCGAUGGCAAUCCUAUCUUGUUGGGGUCCUAGUGGGGUUUCAGGAUGUGUUUAAGAAAAGCAAGUCUUGUUUUUUGCAGUGUAAGCCCCAACACUCAAAGAUUUCUUUGGCGCAGGAAUAUCUUGGAACAUCCAAUUUCUUCCUGGCUGAUGGAUGGGCAUGGGCUAGUAUGGCAUUCCUUUCCUGCCGUGCCUGAGCAUCCUCUUCUUAUGUUUUUCAGAAGAGCCGAUCUGAUCUGCCAUGGCACCGCUAUUCCACAUUUCCCCAAGAGACCAUCUCUUUUCAUUCCUCAUGACCUUCAACCAGACUUCAGUUUCAGACAUGUCUCAAGGUAGAACCCUUGCUGAUCAUGUGGCCAGAGGCAGCAGAAUAGAUGGAGAAGGCACUCUAUGUUCGUUGACCUCCCAUGAGACACCCACUUUUGGCUUCUUAUUCAUUGACAUCAUUUAGUUCAUGCUAAAGGAUUUGCGUUUAUUUAUAUGGAUGAUGAGCGAGAUGCUGAGGAUGCAGUUCGAGCACUCGACCGGACAGAAUUUGGUAGGGAGGGGCGCCGGCUUCGUGUUGAGUGGACAAAGCAAGAACGCGGUGGUAUUAGAAGGCCUGGGGGUUCAAGAAGAUCUUCAGCUAAUUUGAGACCCACUAGGACUUUGUUUGUUAUCAAUUUUGACCCUGUUCAUACUCGGACAAGGGACUUGGAGAAGCACUUUGAUCCAUAUGGAAAAAUACUGAAUAUAAGGAUUAGAAGGAAUUUUGCUUUCAUUCAAUAUGAAUCACAAGAAGAUGCCACCAAAGCACUGGAUGCAACAAACACAAGCAAGUUGAGGGAUCGAGUUCUUUCUGUGGAAUAUGCUGCCCGGGAUGACGAUGAAAAAAGAAAUGGGUACAGCCCUGAUAGACGUCGUGAUAGGUCACCUGCAAGGAGAAGCCGUGAUCGUGGGCAAUCACGGAGCCCUUACCGAAGAGAGAGAGGUAGUCCUGAUUAUGGCCGUGGACCCAGCCCAUAUUCUAGGCCUGAACCAAGGGCUAGUCCUGAUCACGGUAGAACUGAAAGCCCUGUCUAUGAAAGGGAUUUAAGCCGUUCACCCCCAGCACGCGAAAGAUCUGAAUCUUGAGUGCACUAUUGGGGGGCGUUAAAGAUUUAUUUGUUGUUCCCUCUGUCACAGAGCCCACAGGGGCAGACAUGAUAUCGGCAAUUUUCAUGGAGCAAUCUUAAACUGUGAGAUAUGCUUAUGAACUGGUGGAUUAGGGAUCAUGUAGUGCAGAUCUAUGCUUACAGUUUAUUUAAUUUUAUUACUUUUGAAGGGAUUCUGUUAUCUUCUCAAAACCAUGCAAGGUGUAAAAUGUUUUCUUUUGCUUGACAAUAUUCUCUAACCUCCCUACGUUGGUUUUGGAAGAUGGAAUGUU